Molecule: messenger RNA, 1797 nt
Organism: Danaus chrysippus (African queen)
Lineage: Eukaryota; Metazoa; Arthropoda; Insecta; Lepidoptera; Nymphalidae
Source: the annotation of a GenBank genome assembly
AUGUUGGGACCAUUUUUACAAGAAAACGGUCUCGACCCCUUGAAAUUACCAGAUAUUGAGGAAGGCUUUGAAGUAAAACCAAUCAUAGUAACCUACAGCGCCUGGUUUAAACUUACAGAGGGGCAAUUCACAGGCAUAACAAAUGUAUCACGUUCUGGUGACCAGAUAGUCAGUUAUAUUGGUAAAACCUUACGUGUUCGUGUCCAAUUAGAUUUCUCUGAUAUAAAGCUGUCCUACAAUUAUCUUAUAAAGGUCAUGAACCUUGGACCCACUGGACAAAUUUUGGGAUCUCUGAAUAAUUUUAUCGCUAUCGCUGAUGUUUUGAUAGAUUUCAAUAACGAUGAAAUUCAUUUACAACAGUUUUCUAUUAGUAAUGUUGGGCGUCUACGUGUUCGCUUGAGCGGCAACAUAUUGUUUGAUUGGUUGCUGAAUCCAUUCAUCAGUGUCUUUAUGAGGAUCUUCGACAACGUUAUCAUGAAGUUUGUUGAACUCACAAUUCGCAACGUAGCGCAAUCAGAAGAAACCACAAUUGCAAAAGUGGGAAAAGACAAUUUUUCAUCCUUAACUGGAUAUUUAAAUGACAGCAACAAAAGGAUUGAUAUAGUUUUAGUCUUUAAAGAUGAUAGUAAGGAUGAGAAGAAACAGAUGCGUUUAAAUUUUUUAAUGAAUGCUCUUCAAGUCGGUUUAGAAGCUGAAGUGGAAUCAGGAAAGAUGGCCGAACAUCGAAAUUUAGUUUUCGUUAAACUUCAUGCUCCCGAUGAGAUUAUUGAACAAUACGGAUUGUAUUUCAACGAAAAACGAUUUUUUAAGGAUAGUCAUUUAGAGUUUAUUAAUCCUAUAUUCAACAUUUUUGGCACGAAACAUGAAAGGGAGCUCCUUAAAAUAGUCAGACCUCAACGCUAUGAACUGUCAUCGAUUAUAGCAAUUGGAAUAAGAAGUGUUAUCAAUGUAUUAACCGCUGCACUUGCAAUCCUUUGGUUUUCGUUAGUUAUGUGGCAUUACCCUCGUUGGAAACGUUUACAAGAGACUGAUAAUAGUCGCAAAGUCUACAAAGACCACGAAUACACGUAUAUGGCUGAGAUGGCUUUUGUACAUGCAAUCCUUACAAUCCUUGUUAAGCAGUCAGAAGAAACCACAAUUGCAAAAGUGGGAAAAGAUAAUUUUUCAUCCUUAACUGGAUAUUUAAAUGACAGCAACAAAAGGAUUGAUAUAGUUUUAGUCUUUAAAGAUGAUGGUAAGGAUGAGAAGAAACAAAUGCGUUUAAAUUUUUUAAUGAAUGCUCUUCAAGUAGGUUUAGAAGCUGAAGUGGAAUCAGGAAAGAUGGCCGAACAUCGAAAUUUAGUUUUCGUUAAACUUCAUGCUCCCGAUGAGAUUAUUGAACAAUACGGAUUGUAUUUCAACGAAAAACGAUUUUUUAAGGAUAGUCAUCUAGAGUUUAUUAAUCCUAUAUUCAACAUUUUUGGCACGAAACAUGAAAGGGAGCUCCUUAAAAUAGUUAGAACUCACUAUCCCGGACCAGACAAUUACUCGACAUUGGAACGCAGCACCAUUGUUUAUAAAUUAUUACUUGAGCUGCCAUUCGGUGAUAAUAUGAAUCAUUACGGAAUAAAUAAGUCAGCAAAGUUUAUAUGCGACAACAUCAAAGAUAAGAAUAUUUGCACUGAGUGCCGAAACGAGACUCUUUGUCCAUUACUGUCCGGAUCAGCGUAUUGCAGAAGAGCACAAUUUAGACAAAUUAUUGACAAGAAAUUGACUUUAAAUCACGGAAUAUGUGUCGUGAUUUGGGGUAAACUUUGA